This is a messenger RNA of Sander lucioperca (pikeperch), 5548 nucleotides long. RefSeq names its product synaptic vesicle glycoprotein 2A-like. Gene Ontology annotation, biological process: transmembrane transport; chemical synaptic transmission. NCBI's taxonomy places the organism in Eukaryota, Metazoa, Chordata, Actinopteri, Perciformes, Percidae. Bases 398 to 2611 code for a protein of 737 amino acids. Gene Ontology annotation, molecular function: transmembrane transporter activity. Gene Ontology annotation, cellular component: membrane. The transcript has 13 exons. The record is from RefSeq and is a predicted model, not a curated record.
UUGUGGGCAGAUAUGCGCCAAACCCCUCCGGAUAUGAAGGCGUUAAUGUGUUCGUGCGCUCGUGAGGGUUUGCAUUGGGGGAGGGGACCCCUGCACAUCACUGAGUGUGUGUGGAUGGCGUGGGCUUCUCUCCUCCUAACCGCACAGCAUCAUCACUCGGUACACAGCAAAGACUCGUAGGCAUCAUCAUCCUCCUCCUCCUCCUCCUCAUCAUCACCACCAUCUCCGGGCUGAAGAGGGAUCACAUCGCAGGAAUAAAGACAUAAGAAGAGCCUGUUGUCAGUCAAGUGACUGACAGCUAUUUAAGUCUGUGAGGUGUAUCCUGAACACACUGAAGCUUCAGGUGGCUUCUCCUCUAAAUCUUUGACCACUUUUGCAUCUUCUGAACCUCUUUACAAUGGAGGAAGGCUACCAAAACCGGACUGCCUUCAUAAAAGGCGCCAAAGACAUUGCCAAAGAAGUCAAGCGGCAAGCAUCUAAGAAGGUCGGCCGUUCAGUGGAUCGGGUGAGUGAUCAGUACAGCAAGCGCUCCUACAACCGGUUUGAAGAGGAUGAUGAUGAUGACUACCCCACUCAGGGAAGCCAGGAUGGAGGCUAUUACCGUGGAGACAGCCAGGCGGCCAACGACGAUGAGGGCGGCCACAGUGACUCCACAGAGGGUCAUGAUGAGGAUGAUGAGAUCUACGAGGGUGAGUACCAAGGAAUUCCCCGGGCUGAAUCAGGCAAGGGCAGCCUGGCUGGAGGUCCGGGCUCAGUGACGGCCGGCGCUCAGCAGUUCAGAGAUAUUGGAGCGUCCGAGGCCGAGAGGAGGAAAGACCAGGAAGAGCUGGCUCAACAGUACGAGACCAUUUUACAAGAAUGUGGUCACGGGAAGUUCCAGUGGAGCCUGUACUUUGUGCUGGGGCUGGCUCUCAUGGCAGACGGUGUGGAGAUCUUUGUGGUCGGGUUCGUCCUGCCCAGCGCUGAGAAGGAUAUGUGCCUGUCUGAACCUAACAAAAGCAUGCUAGGUCUGAUUGUAUAUUUUGGGAUGAUGGUUGGGGCUUUCCUCUGGGGGGCUCUGGCUGACCGGAUAGGCCGUCGGCAGUCUCUUCUCAUCUCUCUCUCCAUCAAUAGUGUCUUCUCCUUCUUCUCCUCCUUCGUCCAGGGCUACAGCACCUUUCUGUUUUGCCGGCUCCUCUCAGGUGUUGGGAUUGGUGGCUCGAUUCCCAUCGUGUUUUCCUACUAUUCUGAAUUUCUGUCCCAAGAGAAGCGCGGUGAGCACCUCAGUUGGCUCUGCAUGUUCUGGAUGAUUGGGGGAAUAUACGCAUCUGCCAUGGCCUGGGCUAUAAUCCCACAUUAUGGAUGGAGUUUCCAGAUGGGCUCGGCGUAUCAGUUCCAUAGCUGGCGUGUGUUUGUGUUAGUGUGCGCAUUUCCUUCUGUGGCAGCCAUCGCUUCCCUCAGUGCCAUGCCAGAGAGCCCACGCUUCUACUUAGAGAAUGGCAAACAUGACGAAGGCUGGAUGAUUCUGAAGCAAGUUCACGACACUAACAUGCGAGCAAAGGGACACCCAGAGAAGGUGUUUUCUGUCACCACGAUUAAGACGGUGAAACAGAUGGAUGAGUUGGUGGACACUGGCACCGAUACUCCAGUCCUGAAACGCUACAGGCUAAAGAUUAUGAGCCUUUCCCAACAGAUUCGGAAUAACAUUGUUGCCUGCUUCAGCCCAGAAUAUAAACGGACGACUUUCAUGCUCAUGGCUGUUUGGUUUACCAUGUCCUUCAGCUAUUACGGUCUGACAGUGUGGUUCCCAGACAUGAUCAAGUACAUCCAGAAGCAGGAAUAUGAAUCACGCACAAAGACCUUCAGUAAGGAACGAGUGGAGCAUAUCACUUUUAACUUCACCCUGGAAAACCAAGUUCAUCUUGAAGGACACUAUUUUAAUGACAAGUUCCUCAACUUGAAGAUGAAGUCCAUGGUGUUUGAAGACUCUGUGUUUGAGGAGUGCUACUUUGAAGACAUCACCUCCACACACACCAUAUUCAGAAACUGCACCUUUGUUGCAAGUUUGUUCUAUAACACAGAUUUGUUCAAAUACCGGAUGGUCAACUGUAAACUGGUCAACAGCACGUUCCUCCACAACAAGGAAGGCUGCAUGCUCGACUUCAGCGAUGACUUCAACAAUGCCUACAUGAUAUACUUUGUCAACUUCCUCGGCACGUUGGCAGUGUUGCCUGGCAACAUCGUGUCAGCUCUAUUAAUGGACAAAAUUGGGCGUUUAAGGAUGCUGGCGGGAUCUAGUGUCAUAUCUUGUGUCAGCUGUUUCUUCCUGAUGUUCGGCAACAGUGAGUCGGGGAUGAUUGCCCUCUUGUGCCUGUUUGGUGGCAUCAGCAUUGCCUCGUGGAACGCCCUGGAUGUGAUAACAGUGGAGCUCUACCCCUCUGAUAAAAGGACCACAGCGUUUGGCUUCCUGAAUGCCCUCUGUAAGCUGGCGGCCGUCCUGGGCAUCAGCAUCUUCCAGUCAUUCGUCGGCAUCACCAAGGCUGUACCCAUUUUAUUUGCCGCUGGCGCACUCGCUGCAGGUAGUUUCCUUGCAACCAAGUUGCCUGAAACACGAGGCCUAGUGUUGCAGUAAAACAAAAUGACCAGCAGUGGGCAGCAGAGCACAGCCAGCGUGUGUGUUCGACAACUAAUGAGCCCGAACAUCCCUGAGAGCUUCAGCGCUGCCCGUCACACACACCAACAGAGCUGACUGCCAUCCCCAUUGUAAGCCCAGAAUCCUUUGAAAUAUGGAUUGCAUCAUUCAAAGUCUAUACAGAGCCACAGCGAUUAAGAGAAGAGCACACAGAUGUAGAAUUAAAUACCUGUGUCAUGAUAACACAACUACAUCUGAAUGAUAACACUUUCAGCUGCACCGUCAGGUACCAAAAACAUCUCAAAAGUGUAACAGGGUGAUGCAGUACAAAUUGUGGUGUGCAGUAAGGAUAACAUGAUCAUUCCUGGGAGUUUUCUCUCACCAGCCCACAGAUAAUAUCAAACACAUUUGAGAAGACGCAGAUGUCAAAUGAAGAGACGAGACAGAAAAAAGCCAUUUAUAGGGGAACAUGAAAAGAUUUAGUCCAUAUAUGUCGUCAGUUUUUGAAUAUGACUGCAGUGUUUUUCUUUCUCGUCUAUCCGCGGCCUCAGUGACUGGCUUUCAGUGCUGCUUUUUCAUUUGCUGCUUGUACAGUUCACUUCACAUUUCCAUCCAGGCUGAUGCUUGUGCUUUGAUGAUGUUGUUCUUUGAAAAGAUCUCACAAUUUCAUGGUAAAAAUAUUUUCUCUAAAAAAAAUGCCCAUGACCUUCGAACCACUGCCGAGCCAGACCGGUUUCUACCAAAUAAUAUGAAAACAUUCCAGUGAUGCUUGAUUUAUUCAGAAACAAAGAAAGUAAUUUUCCUUGUCCCUUCAUAAAUUCAGUCCACUCCUCUAUUGACAGCCUCAAAACACAGACAGGUGAAGAUGCAUUUCACAGGAUUCUCUGUUGUAAAUGGGAUAAGUUGGAUCCAGCUCCUCAGUGUUUAGUGUUAAACUAAUGUUUUUCCCUCCCUGUUGUUGAACCAUACAGCAGCGGCGGUGUCAUGUUUGCAACACAGGGACGUCUGAGGGACGGAUUUUGGUCAAGUGCUAAAUGCAGAGCAGAUACUAUAGUGUAAUAUUUGCCUAAAUUAGUCGUGUGCGUGUGCAUGUGUGUGUCUUUGUUACGUGAGACAAGAGAAAGCGUCCAUUUAAUGCAAUUCAGUGCAGCCAUGUAGACCAUAACUUACUGAUCCAACAGCAGAAUGUACGGAACAUCGGUCCCCAAUUAAUUUAUAUCAAAUAGAUCUCAUGCAGUAGCUCAGGUGUGGUGAAAUGUUUAGGCCACGUGUACAGCUGGAAUUAUCUUUAAGCAUCACUCCAACAAAUUAUUCUACAUGCAGGAUAGUUUUCUGAUAUUUCUGAUUUAAAAAUAAAUAAUUUCCAGCUCCAUCUGAUAUGCAUAGCUGUGUUAAUCAGCCUUAAUGUGAACACAAGUCAUUUGAUUGAGUGUGAAGUUUGACAUAAAGCUUUCUGCAGAGCUUUCAACAGCAUCUGUUUCUUAGCAGAUUGCUUUGUGUUUAUAGAGAAUGAAAGCUCUGUGAAAAAAGCUACCAAAUUGACCUCAACAUUAUUUUUUUAUCAUUGUCAUUUGGUUGUUUUGUAUUCUCCUGUUUGGCCUCAAACAAACAAUGCAGUAUUCUUUCUUAAAAUUGUGUUAAUGCCCCUUAAAAGUCAUGACGUGACUUCAUUAUUCUCAUAAGCACAAAUCAAAUGGGACCAACAGAAGAAGAAUCAGUGAAAAAAGAGUCCUAUUGAUCAGGUAGUGCAGCACAAAGGGAAAACAGAAAUUACAAAUCCCUUCUCUAAUUUCAUUUUAAGGGCUUGUGUUCCUGUUAUUCUUUUACUGCAUUCUUUCGUGCCAGAAAAAGUGAAGUUAUCCCUCACUGUGUUCCUGUAUGAGAUAAGUACACAAGAAAAAGAAAAAUGCCUUUAUAAUAUUGUGACUUUUAUCCAAAUUGGACACAAUCGCUCUAAAGGAAAGCUAACUGAGUACAAUUAUUUAUACAUAUCACUACUUCGGUAUAAUUUCUCCAAAGGUAUACGUCAACAUGUGUGCUGACAAUCAGUGGGUGAGUAUGUGGGUGCUGCUGUUGCCCAGUAGAGUAUGUUGUUAGACCUAAAGACGUCUUCUGGAUUGUGUGUGUUUGUGUGUGAGAGAGAGACUUUAAAAAAUAAUUCAACAUUUUGAUAAGUGCGCUUAUUCAUUUUAUUGCAGAAAGUCAGAUGACAAGAUACCACCAUGUCUGUGUGUUAAGUAUAGAGUUGAAGCCAGGAGUUGAAUAUCUUAGCCUAACUAAGCAAAAAUACUGUAAAUGGGGAAAAAGCUAGCCUGGCUCCGUUCAAAUGCAACAAAAUCUGAAGAAAUAGUCUGGCACAUAACCCCUCAUAAAGCCACAACUUGUUUUUACAUUUUAGUUUUUGUAUGUAUUAAAUAAAAAGGAUAUAUUAUGUUAAUUAGUGAGCUAUAGAGGUGUAAGUAAGUGGAUUUUGUUACCUUUGGAUUCAGCCAUGCUAGCUGUUUCCUUCGGUUUCCAGUAUGUAUGCUAAGCUAAGAUGUAUAUGUUGUGUACAGUCAUUAAAGCAGUAUCAAUUUAACUCUUAUAAAGAAAAAGCGCAUUUACCAAAAUGUAAAACUAUUCCUUUAAUGCUGUCUUAAUGCUCUGUUUUAUCUGGCGUGCAUUCUAAGGGAUCAAAUCUCUCCUUCCCUGUCUUGUGCGUAUUAAACAAAACAUGAAUGUCUUGUUCAUGUUGUUGAGACUGUUUGGAUGUGUUGUUAAUGUACCGAUGUGUGUGUGUGCGCGUGUGUGUGUGUGUGUGUGUGUGUGUGUGUGUGUUAGCUGAGUCUAAAUUGUCUUUCACAUAUUUUUCUACUUUUUUCUGUUGCGGUGUUUUCAUCCCUGCGAUGAAUCUACAGCUCAGUUGGGGACCACGGAAUUAUAUUUACACUAAGAGAA